CAUACCUUGAUGCCACAACUUCGGCUGGAUGAACAGCGCUUUUACGUAUAUUUUAGAAUGACUCCACAGUGUUUCGAUGAAAUAUUGAACUUGGUGAAAGAUGAAAUACGAAAAUCUGACACAAAUUAUCGUGAAGCUAUUUCCCCAGAAGAACGACUUGCUAUUACACUCAGAUUCCUUGCCACUGGUGACACCUUCUAUACCAUUGGGCAUAGCUUUCGACUUGGCUUUACAACAGUGAGUGCAAUCGUAACCGAAGUCUGUGAAGCGAUAUGCAGACAUAUGGAGCAUAUAUAUGUAUUUACCAGAACCAACAGAGAAUAUAUGGAAAAAAUGUGCUGAAGAAUUUGAAAAUAGAUGGAGAUUUCCCAAUUGCAUUGGCAGCGUGGACGGUAAACAUGUAACAAUCAAGAGACCUAACAACAG
Messenger RNA from Acanthoscelides obtectus, 426 nucleotides. The record is from the annotation of a GenBank genome assembly. NCBI's taxonomy places the organism in Eukaryota, Metazoa, Arthropoda, Insecta, Coleoptera, Chrysomelidae.